AUUCAUCACAAAUCUUCCUUAAACCUGUAAAUUUCUUCGCAAAGUCACGUUUUUGGUUCUUCGAUUAUUAUUUCUUCUCGAAAAAGAAAUUUCGAGUCGAUGUUUGAAACCAAUCACUCGGCGAAGCCAUUUAUCGGCGUCCGUUUCGUCCUCAGUGGAUUCGAUCUCCCUAAUGAGCAGAAGGUUCGAUCCAAGCUAGUAGAAGGAGGUGGAGUUGAUGCCGGUCAGUAUAGCAAAAAUUGCACACACGUGAUUGUGGAUAACAUUGUUUAUGAUGACCCCUUAUGUGUUACUGCUCGAAGGGACUGCAAAACGCUUGUGACGGGUUUAUGGGUUGAUCAUAGUUUUGACAUUGGAAUGCCCGUUGAUGCCACUUCGAUUAUGUACCGACCACUCAGAGAUUUGAAUGGUAUUCCUGGCGCUAAAGGUUUGAUCAUGUGCUUGACUGGAUAUCAACGACAAGACAGAGAUGACAUAAUGACAAUGGUUGGCUUGAUGGGCGCACAGUUUUCAAAACCUCUGGUGGCAACCAAAGUAACUCAUCUCAUUUGCUACAAAUUUGAGGGAGAAAAAUAUGAUCUUGCCAAGAAAUUACCAAAGGUAAAGCUUGUCAAUCAUCGUUGGCUAGAAGAUUGUUUAAGGGAUUGGGAAAUUCUUCCGGAAGAUAAUUAUAAUAGGAGUUCCUAUGCAAUGGAGAUGAUGGAAGCUGAGGCCAAGGAUUCUGAAGAAGAGGCUGAAGAUACAUCUGUUAAGCAGAUGGAGGGAAACAUGCACAGGAGUCCUAUUUUAAAAUCUGGCUAUCUGGAGCCACGUAAAUCACCAAAAUUGGUUGUGGAGACGUCAAAUAUUCUGCCAGAGUCAGCAUUGUCCAAGGAUCCUUAUAUCGAUAACACCAAGAGCAGGGUGUCAGGACCUAGUAUUGAGAAUAAAUCUGAUCAGGCCUCGAGUUUCAAUGAAUUUCCCUUUUCCAAGGCUCUUGACUAUCGGGAUGCUGGUGGCGUUGAGGCGACAACUUAUAACAAGAUGCCUGAUCCUCAUUGCCGAACGCCCAUCUCUAAGAAUGCAACAAAUGACUUGACAUCUAGUUCUUGGAUUGCUGAAAGGCCUCCUCAUUCUGAAGGGAAGUUCAGUGCUGUAAGUUAUCAAAGGAAAACACCGAGGAGAUUAGGAGAAUUGUCAAGAAAUGGAUUCGCCUUGGAUAAUGAACCAAUGGGUAAACUCGAAUCUGAUGACCUUUCAUCUUCUUUGUCCAAGGCGGAACAUUCAAAGGAUAGAAUUGGCUCGGAUUCUGUGGCUGCUCUACCAAAAAAUAUUUAUUUACAAUUUGGAGAAAAGCCAACUGGUUUUUCGCCUUGGAAAAGGGCGCUGGCUGGUUCUUUUCCUAGUCCCAAUUUGCAAAAGAAUGAUGAUGCUAGGCCAUGCAUUAGGAGGAGUCCAUCCCCAAGUGAUAAAAUUCUCGAAGCGCAAGCAACAUCUUUCUAUGAUGGCUUGCCUGAAACUAACGUUAUCCGAUCAGCCCUUUCUAAUAUGUAUUCUGUAAAUGAUUGUGCCGAUGUGAACUCUGCAUUGGACUCACGCUGUACUGAUGUAAUAACCCGGUCUCCUAUUUUCACUAAGCCAUCUCCACGUGAGUUACCUUUCUCCAGAGCGAUGCUGUCAGAGUUCAAACAACAGGAUAAUGGGAAUGAGAAUACAUCUAUAUCUCCUAGGAGAUUAAAAAUCUCCUCAUCUAGUGUUUCUGAAUUCAGUGAAUUUGAUGUUGGGAAUUCUACACAUGCGGCUGCUGGCAUGAGGGAACCUCAGAACCAACAGCCGGAUGGUAAGGGUUCAUCGGCAAGUAAGAGAGAUUCAAUGACCAACUCCAAUGGCCCUUCUAGUUCGAGCUUUGUAGGAAAUGAUAACUCAGCUACUAAACUGCUCAGAAAAACGAUGGUUGCCAAGAAGACUCUUGGUUCUGGACCUAAGUUAGGUUCUACCGCUAAUAAAAAGGGUUCCAUCUACUCAGGCAAAAAAAGUGUACAACAAAAUGAUGCUCCAGUUUGUUUGAGUGGAGAAAACAAUGAGAAAUACGCUCAUGCCAUGAAGCCAGAACUAUGUUCUACAAUUGUUAGCAAUGAUGGACCAAGAAAUGAGGAGACAAUAGCCGCAAACAAGCCUGAAGAUAUUGCAGUGCACAGAACAGGAUCCCUGGAUGAUGAAACGGAAACUCCAGAGGAAAAUAUUGAGCAAGUGUUGGAGGAUGCAACUUUUAAGAAAGAAAGUGUUGCUCCAUUUGAAUUAAUUGGAAAAUCUGAUAUUUUGAGGGAAAAUGAAUCAACAGGACUACAUCAUUUGUUUAAUGAUGCCUCUGCCAGUACUCAUGCAGUGGCCCCUGAAGAAGGCAGGGGAGGAAAUGCAUCAGAAAAUGCAGUGGACGGCAGUAUUUCUGCUAUGGCCGAGCCAAGCUCAAAAGUUGAUGGUUUGACAAGGAAAAGGCAGAAGGGAAAAACAGGCGCUGUAGGUAAAUCUAUGACAAAGAAAGUUGAUGAUGCCAAGGAGGUAAUGAAAUCUAAGGAACUUGUAGAAGAAGCUAACGCAUCAGAAGAUGCAGUGGACGGCAAUAUUUCUGCUAUGGCCGAGACAAGCUCAAAGGGUGAAGGUUUAGAAAGGAAAAGGCAAAAGGGGAAAACAGGCGCUGUAGGUCAAUCUAAGAUGAAGAAAGCUGAAGAUGUCAAGGAGGUAAUAAAGUCUAAGGAACGUGUAGAAGAAACUAACGACAUCGAUGGGAUAAAAGAGGUGGAAAACGAGAAGAGAGCAGUAACAUGUCCUGUAGCAAAAUCAAAGCACCGUAAUGUAUCGAAAAAGAAGUUACAAAAGUCAGCUGAAGAAGAGAAGGAGAACAAGCCAAUCGAUCUUGGGACUGAAAACAGAAGUGAAGCCAAAAGGUUUGCAGAAAAGCAAGCUGUAUCACCCAACGUUGAGCAAACUUCUGCUAAGUUUGGUGCUAAUUCUUCAAGGCAAGUAGUAGGAGUUACGAACAAAGCUUUACCCGAACCUGCAUGUUUUAUUUUAAGUGGUCAUCGACUUCAAAGAAAGGAGUUUCAGAAAGUUAUCAGGCGUUUAAAUGGAAGAUUUUGCCGCGAUUCUCAUCAGUGGUCUUACCAGGCAACACACUUUAUUGCUCCGUGUCCAAUCCGCAGGACAGAGAAGUUUUUUGCUGCCGCAGCAUCUGGCAGAUGGAUUCUUAAGACCGAUUAUUUGGCAGCUAGUAAUUCGGCGGGAAAGUUCAUAGGGGAGGAGCCUUAUGAAUGGUACAAGAAUGGCCUCAGCGAAGACGGUGCAAUUAAUUUGGAGGCACCUAGAAAAUGGCGUCUAUUAAGGGAGAGAACUGGUCAUGGUGCUUUUCAUGGGAUGCGCGUCAUCGUAUAUGGUGAAUGCAUGGCGCCACCUUUGGAUACUCUCAAGCGUGUAGUGAAGGCAGGAGAUGGAACCAUAUUAGCCACAUCUCCGCCGUACACUCGCUUCCUUGACUCCGGUGUUGACUUUGCAAUUGUCGUCCCGGGCAUGCCACGCGUUGAUGUGUGGGUCCAAGAGUUCUUGAAGCACGAGAUACCUUGCGUGGUAGCUGAUUACUUGGUGGAGUAUGUGUGCAAGCCCGGGUACUCCCUAGAGAAACAUGUGCUAUACAACAGCCACGCAUGGGCCGAUAAGUCAUUAGUGAGGCUGCAGGCGAGAGCCGAGGAGGUUGUCACGGACUUGAUCCCUCCGGAGGAUCACGGCUCCGAUGACGUGUCAUGCAAGGUUUGUGGGUGCCGUGAUAGAGGAGAGGUGAUGUUGAUAUGUGGUGAUGAAAGUGGUUCCACUGGCUGUGGGGUUGGUUGCCAUAUUGAUUGUUGUGAUCCUCCCUUUGAAGAUAUUCCUGAGGACGACUGGUUUUGCUCCGAGUGUAGUGAUAGAAGAAGCAAAAGCAGCGAGACUCCUUCCAAGAGAAGGAAAAAGGGGACGUCUUCUGUGAAGUGCAAGUGAAUUUCUCAUUCUUGUAACUCGUACGCUGGAACUUUCCUCCCCCCCACCCUAGUGAAUUGCAUCUCCUGAUAUUUGUACAUUUUCUUUGGUCGUUCGUGGUCUAUUUUAUUGGUUUAUGG
Molecule: messenger RNA, 4124 nt
Organism: Morus notabilis
Lineage: Eukaryota; Viridiplantae; Streptophyta; Magnoliopsida; Rosales; Moraceae
Product: BRCT domain-containing protein At4g02110
Exons: 10
Coding region: 100-4005 (1301 amino acids)
Source: RefSeq, a predicted model, not a curated record